AGGAACCUGGGAAAGAAGACAGUCUCAGCAAUGAAUAGGCCACCUAUCUCUACCAACUACAGAUGACCUGCCAUUUCAUUGACAAAGAUGUCGUCUGCUGCUGAAAAUGGAGAUGCAGCACCUGGAAAACAAAACGAAGAAAAAACCUAUAAAAAGACUGCGUCAUCUGCUAUUAAAGGUGCUAUUCAGCUGGGAAUAGGAUACACAGUGGGUAAUCUCACUUCCAAGCCAGAACGAGAUGUUCUCAUGCAAGACUUUUAUGUGGUGGAAAGUGUGUUCCUACCCAGUGAAGGGAGCAACCUGACCCCAGCUCAUCACUACCCAGACUUCAGAUUUAAGACAUAUGCUCCACUGGCAUUCCGAUAUUUCAGAGAACUUUUUGGUAUCAAGCCUGAUGAUUACUUGUAUUCCAUCUGCAGUGAACCUCUAAUAGAGCUGUCCAACCCCGGAGCCAGUGGAUCCUUGUUUUUUGUGACCAGUGACGAUGAAUUUAUCAUCAAAACAGUUCAGCAUAAAGAAGCUGAGUUCCUUCAGAAGCUACUGCCAGGCUAUUACAUGAAUUUAAACCAGAAUCCAAGGACUCUUUUGCCAAAAUUUUAUGGGCUGUAUUGCAUGCAAUCAGGAGGCAUUAACAUCAGGAUUGUGGUAAUGAACAAUGUUCUGCCACGCUCGAUGAGAAUGAACUUUACGUAUGACUUGAAAGGUUCAACGUAUAAGCGCAGAGCAUCCCGAAAAGAGAGAGAGAAGUCCAACCCAACAUUUAAGGACUUAGACUUCCUACAAGACAUGCAUGAAGGGUUGUAUUUUGACACAGAAACAUACAAUGCGCUCAUGAAAACACUUCAGAGAGACUGCCGGGUCCUGGAAAGCUUCAAGAUCAUGGACUAUAGCCUUUUGUUGGGAAUUCACAUCUUAGACAAUUCCCUCAAAGAGAAAGAAGAGGAAACCUCACAAAAUGUGCCUGAUGCUAAGCGGCCUGGGAUACAGAAAGUCCUCUACUCAACAGCCAUGGAAUCCAUCCAAGGUCCAGGGAAAUCUGGAGAUGGGAUCAUCACAGAGAACCCAGACACAAUGGGAGGCAUUCCAGCCAAAAGCCAUAAGGGAGAAAAACUACUUUUAUUUAUGGGCAUUAUUGACAUUCUACAAUCAUAUAGGUUAAUGAAGAAGUUAGAACAUUCCUGGAAAGCUCUUGUUUAUGAUGGGGACACUGUUUCAGUUCAUAGACCAAGUUUUUAUGCAGACAGAUUUCUAAAGUUUAUGAAUUCCAGAGUUUUCAAGAAAAUUCAAGCUUUGAAGGCCUCACCUUCCAAGAAACGGUGCAAUUCCAUUGCUGCCUUAAAGGCAACCUCACAGGAGAUUGUGUCCUCAGUUAGCCAGGAAUGGCAGGAUGAGAAGCGAGAUUUGCUGACCGAAGGACAAAGUUUUAGCAGCCUUGAUGAAGAAGCCCUGGGAUGCCGACGCAGACCUGACCUGGUGCCGAGCACUCCAUCGCUGUUUGAAGCUGCCUCCUUGGCGACCACGAUUUCAUCUUCUUCCUUAUAUGUCGAUGAACAUGAUCCACAGGACAGAACUACGCUUUAUUCAAACAGUAAAGGGUUGCCUUCCAGUUCGACAUUUACCUUGGAAGAGGGGACCAUCUACUUGACUGCUGAGCCGGACGCUCUGGAAAUGCAGGAUGAUAAUGCCUCUGUGCUUGAUGUCUAUUUAUAAGUGAAAAUGGUGACCACCUAAGCGCAAGGAUGAGACAAGAACACAGUUGUGGGGGAGAAGUCUCUCUGCUCCAGAACUAUCCGAAGAAACUUGGCUGAGCCCCAUGACACACAGAAUAAUAACCAACUGGACUUAGGAGUCUAUAAGGCGUUAGGGAGCCUUGCUCCAUAGGCUAAUCAGCAGAUGGGAUGUGAAAAUACCACACUAUUCUGUCAUUUGCUGUUGCUUGCCGACCUGUGAAGAACUGCAUGAGCUGUAUUUAAGCUGCUCUCUCUACCGUCGCCAAUCACCUUUUUGGACUGGGAAGUGCUAUUUUGCUAUGGACUCUUGCAUUACUUCAUUUUGCAUGCAUCCAGUGAUUAUACACAAGCAACAUAUGUAAUCUGCUAUCAUAUUUUUAAGAAAAUCCAUCCAUGCAAAAUGGUAAAGUAUAAAUUCUGCUCUUUUUUUGCAAAAUUAUAAUCAUAGUUCAUGUCAUUGAAAGUUUAAAUUGGUUUCAUUAAAAGAUCAGUGUAAUAGGUCUGCCUAUACUUUAUAGAAAACUAGCUUCUAUAAAGGUUUUUUCACUGUUUACUAGUGAAAUGAGAAAAGCAAAGCUAUUUAUAAAAGGCCUUAUGUCAUGUACAUAUAUUGUCUCUGAAAUAUUUGUGAUUUAGUUUAUUGCUUGUAAAAGAGAAAUUAUAUAAUUUAUUUAGUAAAUACUACUGUAAACUAUAGUUUUAUUGAGAGAAAUAAAAUAUUUUGUUCUCAA
Galeopterus variegatus (Sunda flying lemur) is the source of this 2461-nucleotide messenger RNA. It is a transcript of the gene PIP5K1B, whose product is annotated as phosphatidylinositol-4-phosphate 5-kinase, type I, beta. Gene Ontology annotation, molecular function: phosphatidylinositol kinase activity. The record is from RefSeq and is a predicted model, not a curated record. The transcript is spliced from 14 exons. Bases 88 to 1710 code for a protein of 540 amino acids. NCBI's taxonomy places the organism in Eukaryota, Metazoa, Chordata, Mammalia, Dermoptera, Cynocephalidae. Gene Ontology annotation, biological process: phosphatidylinositol metabolic process.